AUGCCAAAUCGACUAGCGAUUGAACUCUGCGAGAUGUGCCUGAAGCCCAACACCUCCAUUUGGCCACGUCGCGGACGCAACGUCAAAAAGUUGGAAGCGAUUAAACUAACAUCGAAGACCACCCAAGUGGGUAAGCUUAGAAAGCAUGCUCGCGAAAAAGGUGCGGAGUUUAAGCAAGGUCGCGGGACUCGCGACGCACAAGCCCGUACACAGAGAAGUGAUACAGAGAAUGGUGCAAGAAAUACUCUGACUUGUAAACUCAACUUAUCACUACUUAUUCAAGAGCUGGAAGGCUGUAAGACUAAAAUUAUCUUAUUUAUUUGA
Messenger RNA from Cylicocyclus nassatus, 324 nucleotides. The record is from the annotation of a GenBank genome assembly. Lineage: Eukaryota; Metazoa; Nematoda; Chromadorea; Rhabditida; Strongylidae.